Centropristis striata (black sea bass) is the source of this 2239-nucleotide messenger RNA. It is a transcript of the gene hlx1, whose product is annotated as H2.0-like homeo box 1 (Drosophila). The record is from RefSeq and is a predicted model, not a curated record. The transcript is spliced from 4 exons. Bases 516 to 1685 code for a protein of 389 amino acids. Lineage: Eukaryota; Metazoa; Chordata; Actinopteri; Perciformes; Serranidae. Gene Ontology annotation, molecular function: DNA-binding transcription factor activity, RNA polymerase II-specific; sequence-specific DNA binding. Gene Ontology annotation, biological process: regulation of DNA-templated transcription.
UUCUGAUAAUAUUUACAAUCCACUGCAAUUUGCAAACUCGCCUUAUGGAAAGAGGUGUGAUUUAUUUAUUUUUCUUGGUUAAAUAGAUUUUUUUAUAUGUAAGUGAACACGAGAGUUAAUGGCUAUAAUGUGGUUGGGUGCGGUGAUGGGUGGGGGUUCUCUUUAAGUGAUCAAUCCAUCAUCUGGGGAUCAAAAUUUCUCCGAAGUGUCCCGGUCGUGCAUGUGUGUGUAUAUGUAUGCGUGUGUUUUGGUUACACAUCAUCCUCAUUUGUAAAGGGCGUGAUGUGAGCGAAUGCAAAGCAUCCAUUGGCUCAGAAAGCGACCAAUCAGUGUCAGCGGAGGGACUUCAGAGUAGAGCUGCAGGGUUUGGAUUUCAGAGUUGGGAGAGCGAUUUUGGCAGUGACACAAAGAGGACGGUCAUCUAUCCCCCCCUAAAACGCCAUCCCUGCUUUUUUACAUGCCUGUCCGCUUAUACCCUCUCCUGAGCAACAAUAAGACGCAUUAGAGGCUGCGGGAUGUACACGGCCGGGCUCAACCCGUUUUACGCGUCAAACUUCAGCCUCUGGUCCGCGUACUGCGCGGGGGGCUUCGCUGUGGAUACCAUGAAGAAACCCUCGUUUUGCAUCGCAGACAUUUUGCAGGCUGGCGGAGAUGCGGAGAACAUCCCGGGGUCGUCGGCCCUCAUGGUGCACAUGGGACACCACCACCAGCACCAGCAGCAGCACCACCGCGCGCAGCACGGCGGACACUCCGGCGGCUCGCCGCUGCGCCCUUCUCCCGUCGCGCCCGAGCCGUACGGCGCUAGACUGAGUCCGGCGUCCCCUUACCACAGACACGGACUAACAUCAGUGCCCAGAACUGCAUAUAACUCCCAACAAGCUCCUCCGCCUUCAAGCAAAGACCUCAAAUUCGGAAUUGAUCGGAUAUUGUCGACAGAUUUUGAUCCAAAGGGCAAAGAAAAGUCGUCAUUAAAAGAUCUCACAUCCAUCGUUAGCUCGAACCGUCAGUCAGGGAUCCACAUCCCCAUUCAGCCUGCGGCCAGCCAGUACUUCUCCUGCAUAGACCCCGGGAUGAGCGACGCGUCCUCCAUGAUGAGUGCACUAGGCAGCAGCAGCAGCAGCAGCAGGCAUUCAGGCCAGCAUCAGUUUCAGGACACCUUCCCAGGUCCCUAUGCCGUCCUCACUAAAGACACCAUGCCACAGACGUACAAGAGGAAAAGGUCGUGGUCGAGGGCCGUGUUCUCAAACCUGCAGAGGAAAGGACUGGAGAAGAGAUUUGAGAUACAGAAAUAUGUCACCAAGCCGGACAGAAAACAGCUGGCGGCCAUGCUCGGGCUCACGGAUGCUCAGGUGAAGGUGUGGUUUCAGAACAGACGCAUGAAGUGGAGACACUCCAAAGAGGCGCAGGCCCAGAAGGACAAGGAGAAGGAGCAGCCGGAUAAGAGCGCGUCCGAGGCGGGCAGCAGGGAGCCCGGGGAGCCGGCGGAGGAGGAGUCCGAGUGCGAGAGCGAGGGACGGAGCGAGUGCGAGUCCGACGAGGCUCCGGAGGAAAACUCAGACGGACAUGUGGACAUUUCUGAGCCAACAAACAAAACCAGCGUGAUCAUGAGCGGCAGCGGGCCGGCGAGCAGCGCGGAGCCGGCGGCCGCAGCCACAGACACGGAGGCCUCUCACAUACUCAUAUGAAGGCUGUAGUUUAGUGACUUUUAUUAUUAUUUUGACAGAAGAACGACAGUGAUGUUGAAACGCACCUGGAGCGUCAAUUCAGUACGUAAAAUCAGGCCUGUAUCCGUCUAAUUCCUGGGAACAAGUGGAGCAACAAGACAUUAUUAUUUGUUAAAUAUGACUUUAUAUUUUUAACCCACUCACCAAGAAUAUAGUCCAAAUUCUUAUUCUUUUUCAGAUUUUUUUUUGUUCAAUUUCUUUCUGCUCUCUAAUAAUAAAAAAGGCUCUUAUAAAUAAUAAAUAAAUAAAUAAUCGGACUUCCGGCCACCUCCAGCGUCUCCUCACUGUCGUUUUCCUCUCAAGAGCUUUCGUGUGUAUCAUGUUUUCCUCAUGUGAAGGAAAUUAUGCGGUUGUGAAUUUAAUUUUUUAGGUUUUGAACCACUCGUUUCUCAGAACAUCACAGCAGUGUUCCUGUAUUAUUAUAAUAAUUAUUUUUUUUGUCUGGAUAUAUGGCUGUGCUAUUUUGUUAAUAAUAAUUUGCACUGAAAAUACUGUAAAUAAAAUGUUUCUUACUU